GGAAAUGGGAAGUGGCGGUGAGGGCCUGUAGUCUGGGAAUUCUGGAAAAUGGCUUCUAUACGCGUAACUCUGAGAUUGGCCUUUGUUUGAUGACCGGGGAAAAUCGGUGGCUGUGAAACCGUUUUGCUUGUUACAACAAGCAACUUUGCGCGCCUCUAGUUAACACGUGCGCUCUCAGAGCCUACGGGCUUUGUUGAUCCGCUACGUUUUCUCGGUAAACAGCUCUAGAAGGAAAGCGUAUCAGCGGGAAAUUUUUAAAUAAUAUCAUGGAAAUAUAACGCACAUUUCGCAAAGAAAUCAUUCACAGGCUCGAUUGUAUUUAGUUUCUCGCCACCAGCUAUUUUCCCCGCUCGUUUACAUAAUUACUCGCUCACGCUAGCAAUGACCCAUAUCGUUUCCGCUCUAUGAACAGUUUCCUCAGUUUCGUUCAUUUCUACGAUAAAGAGAAAUCUCUGGAAAUAGAUUGGAAAUUUUCUGAUUGCGAUAACCCGACUGAGUUAAUUAUAGGAGAAAUCUAAUGGUGCGAUUGUCGAAGCUCUUCGCUAAUUUCCAUGCGAUUGGCGGCAAAAAUAGAAAAAGAGGCGCUAUAUACGCCUUCUUGUUCGCCAACACGUCAGUACGUGUCACACUACAUUCUCCUGACUGGCGUAAGCGGCACAAGUGGCUUUAUACAUACAUAUGUAUGCAAUGUAAAUAAGCAUGCACGUAAUGUAAGCGGCGCGCAAAAAUACCCGUAAUACUAAAUUAUCGGUACAAGCGGUAGCGAACUGUGUUGCCGAUAAAUCUGCACUUAUUUUAAUUAAUCCCGUUAAAGAACGUGAAAGUCUUGCCACAUUGCCAACACCGCGUACCCAGUCGAAGCGUCUUAGGUGCCGAUUGGAAUUUAAUUCAGACGAAAAUACAAAGUUAUUCGUCCGUGUAACCGUGUUCUGUUCCCUUUUUAACAGACAGUCCAAACAGAAUUUAUUAUCGACGUUGUAUCGCCGCUCCUAUUAUUCCUUCUUUCCUCCUACCUGUUAAAUUCGUAAGCGUUAUUAUAUCUUGCAUUUUAAUCUACGAUUUCGAACGGUUGUAUAAGUCUUGUAUAAGUCUAAGGUUGUACGAGUCUCUUUUAUUUUUUAAUGGGGAAACUGGUUACACGUGCUGGAAUCUCAUAAACGGAACGAGUUGAAUAAAUAGCGAUAGAAGGCACGAGUCCUCGAGCGAAGAUCCACGACUCGAGAUGUUCGUUAUUUUUGUUGCAAUUAUAAAGAUAAAUAUUCAUCAAGCAGCUUUCGUACACGUGCCGCCAUCUGGGGAAAUGCAAUAAACAUUCGCAGAUGGCGGUGCGGUGGCUUCUAGAAUUUGAAGCAGUUCGAAUUCACGGUUUCAUAGUCGGGAUAAAGCUUCUUGCGAAAAAAGCGCGAGUUAUUACGAAACAUUAACGAAGUGGUUUGCAAUUGUGACAAAUUGUUAAUCUAUAGAUAGAAGAAACACAUAAGUAACUUUGAAACAACGAAAAUUUCCAGGAAUAAUAUAUAGUUACAUUCUGUAAUUGAAAAUCAAAUACAUAUUUUUGUGAUCAACAUUCUAAAUCAAACAUAAAGUCGCGCAUUCAAGCAGAUGACGUGACGCUACUGUAGCGACCACGUGAAAGCUGUGUGUCGUUGUUUAUCGAAGAAAAAUGGGUCGGAAAAUCCCAGGAAAAAAGCACAGAGGCGUAAAAGAUCCUCUUAAGCAACAGGCAAAACGACUAGCAGAGUUAGAAACAAAGAUAAAUGCACCGCCAAAAAAUGCAGACGAACAAGCUAUACCGAAAACUUUAGAAAGAGUAGUGAAAUUGAAAGAGGCAGUGAAGUCAGGAAAGAUAACCAAAGUCAAGAAAAAGAAAAAGAAGAAAAAUGCCCUCAUAUCUGUUGGCAGUAGGUUGUGCUCUAAGCCUUUACAUCCAAAGGCUAGACCAGAUAAAGUUGUUCCUGUAUUUCAACAGAGACCUGGCGAAAGUGAGGAUAGAUUUUUGCGCAGAGUUAACAGGGAUACUUACGCCUUUAUUAAUGAAACUGCCUUUGAGAGGAAAUUCAGUGUUCAAGUCAAUCGAAAUCCAGAUACAGGAGAGAUAGAGGGGCUUUCGAAAUGUGAAAAAACUGAGAUAGAUGAAAUUGAGAUGUUGAGGGCAAAGCAUAAAAAUAUUAAAAAACAGAAGAAGAAGAAAGAUACUGAUGAACCUAAAAUGAGUAAGUCAGAGAAGAGGAGAGAAAAAUUGAAAUCUAAGAAACAAAAACAAAUGGAAGAAAAAUUAGAUGAAUUUGAUAGUUUUAAAGAUCAAGUUAAAUUUGGAGAAGUUGCUCAUGAACCACCUCAAUUAAAAGUCAGGCCAAAACAUGCUGACAAUACAAGUACCUUUAAGCCUGGAAAAAAGAAACUGCUUCUUCAUUCAAUACUUAAAAAGAGUGAGAAGACAAAAAUGGGGACUAAGAAAACAAUAGCCAUAGAUAGGUUAGGAAAACGUAAGAAUCUACCAAUUGGAGAAAGGAGACAAUUAGAAAAACAGCAAAGUGAUAUCAUAGCAGCAUACAGAAUGUUAAAAGCACAACGGUCAGCUGGUGUUAACAACUAGGGUAUGUAAAUGAUUAAAAAUUAUGAAAUGUUAUGUUUCUAUGUGUAGGUUCUUUAUAUCGAUGUAUAACUAGGAUGCUAUGAAUCAUUUUGUUGUAAUCGCGAAUUUGUUUAUUUUUAUUUUAAUAAAAUGUACAAUUCUUUCAUAA
Molecule: messenger RNA, 2744 nt
Organism: Bombus pyrosoma
Lineage: Eukaryota; Metazoa; Arthropoda; Insecta; Hymenoptera; Apidae
Product: coiled-coil domain-containing protein 137
Exons: 4
Coding region: 1664-2596 (310 amino acids)
Source: RefSeq, a predicted model, not a curated record